Phycomyces blakesleeanus NRRL 1555(-) is the source of this 348-nucleotide messenger RNA. RefSeq lists its product as hypothetical. The coding region runs from base 1 to 348 and encodes 115 amino acids. The record is from RefSeq and is a predicted model, not a curated record. Lineage: Eukaryota; Fungi; Mucoromycota; Mucoromycetes; Mucorales; Phycomycetaceae. The transcript is spliced from 3 exons.
AUGCAAUCAAUGCAAAGAGCGCCACACCAAUUUAAAAAAGUCAAGAGUUGUAGAGCUCAAUGCUUUAAGAACCAUCAUAGAAGACAUAAUGAUAUCCAGACUUCACAGACCACGCCUGUUCCUGGACAAGUCAGUGUUGUUUUGAACACUGUCUCAAAUGACACUAUCAACAGAGAACGUGCUGAUGCAAUCGAAGAUCAGAUCAUGAAUACACUCAACAGCAAAGAUAAUGAUGAUCCAAUUAUGAAUAUCUUCAGUAAUGAUGAUAAUGAUGAGUCUAUGGGUGAAAUUGACUUACUUCCAACUCCGCUAAAAUCAAAGAAGUACACCUCUGUUUUUCAAGGUUAA